AUGAUAGCGAAUUGCGGCCAUGAGGACGGCUUGUCUGGCCCCUCCGAUGAGGAUGUUCUUGUAAGCUCAGUCGACGAGUCAGCACCCAUACGCGAUCCUCAACAAGCACACUUGAAGCGCGCAUACCUCAUGACCAAGGUGUACUGUGCUCGCCAGUAUGGCUACACACAAACAUUGCAUCGCGGCUGGAAGCAAUUCGAGAGCUUCAGUGCAGCCUUUGGCUCACUCUAUUUUGUCGGCGGUAUCCGCAUCCUCUUUUCGAUCGGCAUAAAGUCUGGCGCCGUCUUGGCCGAAGUGUGUUCAGCCGUACCGCUCUCGGGGUCCAUCUACAUCUGGGCAGCCGAUGCUGGGGGUCCCAAGUACGGGCGUCUCUUCGGCUUUGUCACUGCUUUCUGGUCCACUACUGCAUGGACAUCAUUUGUGGCAUGUAAUACUCAAGCUACGACCAAUUUCCUCAUAUCUGAGCUUAAUGCUUUCCAUGCGACGUUUGAUGGCCCGCUCGACUACAGCAACUUCGAAUACCGCCUCGUCGCAUGGCUCUGCGCUCAGGUCUUCCUUGCACUUGCCAUUCUUACCAAUCUCAUGCCGCCUCGCGUGUUUACCUGGAUCUUCAGAGGCAGCUUUGCCAUCAUCAUGAUCGAUUUCGUUAUGACCAUGACCUGGCUCCCCAUCGGCGUUGCCCGCACGUAUGGCUUUCAGCCGGCUAGUUUCCUGCUCACCUACUACAAUGGCACCGGCGCUCCAGAUAUAUGGAAUAUCAUGCUAGUCUUUCUGUCGACUUCGGGUGUCAUGACAGGAUUUGACGCUGCUGGACAUAUCGCUGAAGAAACGCAAGGAGCAAGUCUCAGGACAGCACGAGGACUCUUCUGGGGAUGCGCAGCAACAGGCAUUCUUGCCUUUCCCGUGCUCAUGCUCUUUCUGCUCUGUUCUCCCUCGCUUGACGUUCUCUUUGCGUUGGAUGCGCCACAGCCCUUUGUCAACCUGUAUGCUCUCGCGCUCGGAAACGCGGGUCAGAUUGUGAUGACUGCAGUUGCAAUCUUUGGGCUCUUCAUGAAUACCAGUCUGGCCAUCGUAGCAGCUUCUCGACUGAUCUAUGCGAUCGCUCGCGACGGCGUCCUGCCCGGCUCGAUAUGGAUCAGUCGAAUUAGCGAGCAUGGCCAGCCGCGCAACGCUGUUCUCUUCAUCUGGAUCGUCUCCGCGGCUCUCAUUUGUACCAUCCUGCCAUCACAAGUCGCCUUCACCUCGCUCGUAUCUGCCGCCGGACUGCCUCUCAUCACUUCAUACGCUCUCGUCGCAGGCGCACGCGUCUUCUGCACGCCGCACAAGUACAGAGAAGCAAAGUGGAACAACGGCCCCUUCUCCUUGCCCUUUUGCUGGAUCGCGUUGAUCUGGUCGCUCUUUCUCACGGCCGUAUUGCUCUCGCCGUACCAAUUCCCGGUCACAGCUCAGACGUUCAACUUCGGACCACCCAUUUGGGCUGCAGUGACCAUGAUGGGCAUCGUCUCGUACUUUUACGUGCCCGAGAGCGUUUGGCUCAGCAAGCGUCACUUUGCGGUAGAGCACAGCUCGACUGGCGCCGCGGAAGCACAAGCUCGGAAGAAGAUCAGAGCUUGA
Mixia osmundae IAM 14324 is the source of this 1614-nucleotide messenger RNA. RefSeq lists its product as uncharacterized. Gene Ontology annotation, biological process: transmembrane transport. The record is from RefSeq and is a predicted model, not a curated record. Lineage: Eukaryota; Fungi; Basidiomycota; Mixiomycetes; Mixiales; Mixiaceae. Gene Ontology annotation, cellular component: membrane. The transcript is spliced from 7 exons. Gene Ontology annotation, molecular function: transmembrane transporter activity. The coding region runs from base 1 to 1614 and encodes 537 amino acids.